CGGGGAAGUGUAUUAAUUUGGUAUCCUUCCUCAAACGCGGUUCAUUUCUAAAAAAAAAAAAAUCUUACGCUAGGUUGUCAGGUUUUUGGAAUUCGUAUAAUUCUUAAAUCCCUAGAAGGUGUUCCUGCACUUCAGUCAUUUGCACCUCAGAUCAGGGAAGGCAUAGGGCACAUCAGUUAAGGCUGACUCUAUCCAUCUAACAGAAGUUGAUAACCCCAGAGAAUGUAGCUCUUGUAGGGAGGGGAUACAAUUUCUCUGAUUCUUUCACAAGAGAGUUUUUUUGCUCUUCCUGUAGGACAUUGAGCCUGUAGGGAUGGCAAUGGGGCGGGGGUUCACUCCCUCAUCCCCGCCCCGUGUCUAAAAAAUCGCCCCCACCCCCGCCCCAUCCCCCACUAGUAUUCGACCCGCCCCAUCCCCGCCCCGACCCGCUAGACCUACGGGUAUCCAACGGGGAAGUACUCGUCAAAAAUUAACAUCAUUUUAGUAUUAUUUACUAUAGUACUAUACAAAUAUUUUCUUUAAAAGGAGAGUAGAAAACUUGGAAAUGAUAAGGUUGGAGUUUAAUUGUACUUCCUCCGUUCUUAAAUAAAUGCAACACUUUCUCUCUUCACCAUCUUCUUCAUUUAAUUUUGUUUUCUCAUAUUUGUACUUCAAUUACGGUUGAAAUGAAAGACGUGAACAGAGAUGGAACUGAUAUUUCUCCGGCUACUCCGCCACGAGUAUCUACUUCUGAUCUGGUGGUUCCGGAUACUAAAAAAAAUACUAAUGUCCUUGAUUUCUGCUGGUGCGGCUGCUUGAGGAAAAGGAACGAAAACAAAAUUCAUUGUUACGGCUAAGUGUAGAAAAGAAUUGAUGAUCUCCUGGCUGCUGGACUCUCUACGAACAGGAAGAAUAGCAUAAAAACUACUCCUACGGCUGCUUGUUUCUGAAAAGAAAAAAACGCUGGUUGCUUGCUUGGAGAAGAAAUUGAUAGACUCCACUGCUGCGGCUAAGUGUGAUCCUCAGAAUCAAUGAAGCUUCUUCCGUCUAAUUUUGCUUAUGGUGAAGAGGGUGCGGUCGAAGUUAGUGCCGAAGGACAGAGUUUACCUUGACCGAUGUGACUGUAGCACUUUAUGUGCUUUAUUGUUUUGUCCGUAUAGUGGAGGGCAAAAUAGGAAAGAUAAUUACUGUUCCUUUACUUCUUAAUAUCUGUGCCCAGCCUUAUGUUGCAUUAUUUUAAGAACAGAGGAAGUAUAAAAUAGUUAGACUGUUAUUUUCUGUACUAACUUUAAUCGAAUCAUAAACUUCUCUAAUUUGUAUACCCAAACCUCCACAUUUCUAGUUGCAUCAUCAAUGACGAAACAUGGUUCCCCUGAUUUGGAUAAGAGAAAAUUUAGCAAGCUAUUCGAUGCAAUGGAGUGCAUGGUGCGAACGCAGCAUGCGCAGCUCGAUUACCUUCUUCAAGAACGAAAAAUUCUUCAAGACAUGAUCGCAUUAGAAAAUGAACGAUGGGUUUCUGACGUUAAACUUUUGCAAGGUGAAAUUGAUCAGAUCAGGACUGAAUUGUCAUCCAGUGAGGUGGGGAGUGUGGCUGAGGCUGCAUAAUGGGAAGUGAUCGUAGGAAUAAAAGAGCUAGAUCUCCUUUUACUUAAAGAUAAAUAUGACAUUGAGAUUUCAAAGCUGGUGGCUGAAAAGAGCUCUGCCGGGAACCAAAAUCACAAACUUGAAAAUGAAACAAUAAAACAAUUGAGACAAAAAGGUACGGAGGUUGAUAUAGCGAACAAGAAGAUGGUGUUGGGAAUAACAGGAUCGUGCUAAUAUGAGAGAAAAACACUUCUAUUACUUUCAAGAAUAGAAAGAAGAGACAUACAAGCUCUAACUAAAAACUCUCAAAACACCUCACAUAUCUCUCAAGGAUAUUCACAACUCAAACUUGGUUGUGGUAUUCUAAUCUAUGAUCUAAAUUGCUUGAUGAUAGAAAGACUCUCCAAGCUCUCUAUUUAUAGCACCAAAACUAGGUACUAGGAAGGUGGGAGGAAGAUGGGUGGAAGCUUAGGAGAAGCUUCAAUGGAGGUGUGAGGAAGGUGGUUGUUUGGUGUGAGGAAACUUCCCAGAGACAUACUUGCACAUGGAGGAAGUUUCAUGGAUGUUACUCACAAUUGAAUUCUUCAGAUGGAGUCACUUGUGAAAAAGAUAAGGAAUUACGAGCGUCCAACUCAGAUUUGAAGAAUCGAAUUUCAAAAAUGGAAGCCGUAUCUACUAAGCAAAAUGGUGAAAUUUGUAGGCUUUCCGGUGAAUUACAAUCAUUGAAGAAGGAAAACAAUGACCAUGCAACGCCUAGGAUGGAUCCACCAGUCCCUGUGAAGAGAACUGGGAACUCAAAGAGGAAGGUAACGGAUGACACUUCAGAACUCAAAUGCUACGCAACUAGGUCCAGGACCAUGAGAAGUAGGACCACCGAUGGAAUGAGUGGGAAGGGUGCAAUAGCUAUGACCAUUUCAGUGAAGAACUCACCUGGUUCAUUGGGAAAAAACACAGCCCCUGUGAAGAUAAAUGAACACUCGAGAAAGCGAAUGGAUGACACUCCAGCUAUGACCGUUCUACCAGUUCCAUUGAAAAGCUCACCAGCGUCAGUCAAGAGAAAUGAGAACUCGAAGAGAAAUCAAACGGAUGACUCCCCAAGACUGUUUACAUCUUCAUUCCAAAUACCCAAGUUGAGGAUCUCUUCAGCUCAGGUUGGAUAACAAGUUGACAUGAUCACUUUUGCCUCUUCCGUAUCAGUAUGAAAAACUGUAGAAAUUGAUGGGCAUGUAUCUCUGUGCCUUGCAUAGUUUUAGCUUGUAUGUGGUAGGGAAUUAGAGAUUCAGAACACAUUGCAAUAUGGAAAU
Messenger RNA from Cuscuta epithymum, 2867 nucleotides. NCBI's taxonomy places the organism in Eukaryota, Viridiplantae, Streptophyta, Magnoliopsida, Solanales, Convolvulaceae. The record is from the annotation of a GenBank genome assembly.